AUGGCUGCCCCCGACAUCUCAUCUUCCAUACCAAAUGCAUUGCGCCUAGUACGUCGUAUGGGUGGCACUCCCCCGUCCUUCUCCGACUAUCCUCACUCCUUCUCCAUCCCAGGCCACACUCUUGAUGAUGCACAUGCAUUUGUGAAAGCCAUGCAAGCAACUGUCCUUUGGAUCCAUCAAAAAACCACUCGCAACGACCUGGACACUGUCACACCAGAUCAACCCAAACCCAUUGGCCAACGCACCGAACACCUAUUCAAGAUUGAAUAUCGAUGCCCCUGCUAUGGCCACCAUGAACCAACUCCCAACUCACAAAAGAAGGUCAAAUCACGCAAGAUUGGUUGUACAGCCCGAUUUACUGUGUCCCACCAUGUUCUAACCAAAUCACUCCGUGUGGUUUGGUGGUGGGACCACAAUCAUAACCCUUAUUCACAUGAGGAUAUGGCCAUGCAACGCCGACCCCAUGUGGUGAAUCAGUGGCUGAACAAGCAGGUUGUUGCAGGCCUCGGAUGGCAUGCCAUAGAGAAGCUCCUUAGUUGCCCGGAUCUUUUUCAGUUGGAUGAAUCGGUCGCUGUCAGAGAGGGAUGUUACAUUCGAUACGACCACGUCAGGCACCUCAUCCGCAAACGAAUCAAGGUUUUGUCCAAGAAGCACGACAACGUGUUCAGCUCACUUCGUAUAUGGAACUCCGAUCUCGCCAGCCAGGGGUGGAAUACGUUCCUUCCUUUCCAGGAGUCCUCCGAUGAUUGGUUGUUCGCAUUUCAAUGCCCUUGGCAAAAGGAAAUGAUGAUCACCUAUGGCACCGGUAUGCUAAUGGUUGACGCUACCCACAACUCGGUCAGCAACUACUGCUUUUCGGAUGGCCGAAAGGGAUCCGGUUGUUGGCAAAGGCCUCCCUGUCUGCUGGGCUUUUACAGCUUCGGAAUCGGCAUAUGGUAA
Molecule: messenger RNA, 939 nt
Organism: Puccinia graminis f. sp. tritici CRL 75-36-700-3
Lineage: Eukaryota; Fungi; Basidiomycota; Pucciniomycetes; Pucciniales; Pucciniaceae
Exons: 4
Coding region: 1-939 (312 amino acids)
Source: RefSeq, a predicted model, not a curated record